Molecule: messenger RNA, 183 nt
Organism: Bipolaris victoriae FI3
Lineage: Eukaryota; Fungi; Ascomycota; Dothideomycetes; Pleosporales; Pleosporaceae
Exons: 1
Source: RefSeq, a predicted model, not a curated record
CUAAUGCAAAGUAAGAAAAGAAAAAAAACUAGGCCAAACAGACCUAUUUGUAAAUACAGACCCAAGCCCCCAUUUUCUGAAAACAAUUGGCGUAGAAAAGAGGAAGAAGAAGAAGAAGAAGAAGAAGAAGAAGAAGAAGAAGAAGAAGAAGAAAAGCCCAAUAGGCUGGGAUGUAAAUCCUGA